Pelobates fuscus (common spadefoot toad) is the source of this 2009-nucleotide messenger RNA. RefSeq names its product FGGY carbohydrate kinase domain containing (gene FGGY). The transcript is spliced from 16 exons. Gene Ontology annotation, cellular component: cytoplasm. Gene Ontology annotation, molecular function: D-ribulokinase activity. NCBI's taxonomy places the organism in Eukaryota, Metazoa, Chordata, Amphibia, Anura, Pelobatidae. The record is from RefSeq and is a predicted model, not a curated record. Gene Ontology annotation, biological process: pentose metabolic process; carbohydrate phosphorylation. Bases 264 to 1919 code for a protein of 551 amino acids.
UGCACUCUAUGGUCUCUUCAGGAAUGCAGUUUGAGAAUACUGGAUUAUGGUAGAACUUUGGCCUGUCUGACAAGAGUUGAACAGCAGGAAAAGGGAUUAGAGCCAAUCAAUGGUUGUGUAUUGUUGGCCAAUCAGGAACAAUCUUAGAAAACAAGCUAUUUUUCUCAAAGUCUACCAACGAGGAAAUUGCAUUGGUUGUGAAACAUUGUUACAGCUCUGCUUACCCUGUGAUCUCUUUACAUUACAAGCAAGUGGAACUCGGCAUGUUGGACGAAAAAGGGGAAGAAAUAUUCUACUACGUGGGUAUAGAUGUGGGAACGGCUAGUGUACGUGCGGCUUUGGUAGACCAAUUUGGGAGAGUGGUAGACCAAGCAGAACAGUCAAUCCAAAUAUGGGAACCUCACCCUGUCCACUAUGAGCAAUCUUCUGAUAACAUCUGGAAAGCUUGUUGCCAAGUGUCCAAGAAAGUUUCACAUUCUGCUGGUAAUGGACAAAUUCGAGGACUCGGUUUCGAUGCAACAUGUUCCCUUGUGGUGUUGGAUAAACAGUACCAGCCACUGGCAGUAAAUUAUGAAGGUGACCAUGACAGAAACAUUAUCAUGUGGAUGGACCAUCGAGCUGGAAAUCAAGUAGAUCGGAUUAACGGCACAAAGCACAAGGUGUUGAGUUAUGUUGGAGGUGUGAUGUCCGUUGAAAUGCAGCCUCCAAAGCUUCUGUGGUUGAAGGAAAAUUUACGCAGGGAAUGUUGGGAUAAAUCUGGACAAUUCUUUGAUCUCCCAGACUUUCUAACAUGGAAAGCCACUGGAGAACUCAGCAGAUCCUCUUGUACACUCAUCUGUAAGUGGACCUACUCUUCAGAUGGAGGAUGGGAUGAUACGUUUUGGAAGGAAAUUGGAUUAGAAGAUGUUCUCGAAGACAACUACGCCAAAAUAGGAAACCAAGUCUUGUCUCCUGGAUCUUCCAUAGGGAAUACAUUGACUUCAGAGUCUGCCAAGGCCCUCGGUCUACCAGAAGGAAUUGCUGUAGCUGCGUCACUCAUUGAUGCACAUGCCGGGGGACUAGGUGUGAUUGGAGCAGAUGUUAAGGGUCAUAACCUCCCUUGUGAAAAUGAACCAAUCACAUCCAGGCUGGCUCUGAUCUGUGGGACAUCUUCAUGUCACAUGGGGAUUAGUGAUAAGCCAAUCUUUGUUCCUGGCGUCUGGGGACCAUAUUAUUCAGCCAUGGUCCCAGGGUUCUGGUUAAACGAGGGCGGACAAAGUGCUACUGGAAAACUGAUUGAUCAUCUUGUAGAGGGCCACAGUGCAUUUAUAGAACUAAAGCAGAAAGCCGAAGCCAGGGGCCAACAUAUAUAUACAUAUUUAAACAAUCACCUGGAUCGAAUUAAGGCAUCUGGGCCCGUGGGGUUUCUUGCGGCUGAUUUGCAUGUUUGGCCGGAUUUCCAUGGUAACAGAUCUCCUUUGGCCGAUCCGACAAUGAAGGGUGCGAUUGUAGGAUUAGGGCUAUCUAAUGGACUCAAUGAUCUGGCUAUACUCUAUUUGGCCACGGUACAGAGCAUUGCGUUGGGAACAAGGCAUAUUUUGGAAUGCAUGCAGGCUGCAGGGCACCGGAUCAGCACUAUGUUUUUGUGUGGUGGACUGAGCAAGAACCCCUUGUUUGUGCAGAUGCACGCAGAUAUCACGGGCCUGCCAGUUGUCUUGUCCAAGGAAGUGGAGUCCGUGUUAGUAGGAGCCUCAAUCCUCGGAGCCUGUGCCUCCGGCGAUUUUCCAUCAAUCCAGGAUGCCAUGAAGAAAAUGUCCAAAGUUGGAAAAGUAAUUCUCCCCAACCUUCAAGACAAAAGAUUUUACGAUAAAAAGUACCAAGUAUUUCUGAAAUUAUAUGAACACCAGCUGGAAUAUCAGGCUAUUAUGAAGGGAAUCUAACGAGACUGCUCCCCUCUGCACAUUGGCCGGAAUGCCAGACAGAAAGGCUGCUAAACAGAACUGAGUGUAUCAAAUAAAAGAUUAAAGACA